GGCCAUUCUCAUUCUAUUGUUCGGGUUAUUCAUUGUUGGAAGACGUCUCUUUGACUCUUUCAUUAUUUUCUCAUUCUUCCUUUCCCUUGAUUUCCUUUCCCUCUUUGUGCUGCUAGACAGUCCCAUUUAGCUUGUUAAUCACCAUCCUUUCAUUGUUAUACUGAACAGUGUAUCGCGAACUUGCGAACUAACACGACCGAUCCUUAUUCAACAACAAGAGAGGAGCGUUGAUCGCACAACUCCUCUAAUAGCACUCUUUUACUGCUUUGUUUCCAACUCAAAGCUUACCUUCAUUACUUUUCGACAUUCGAUUUAUACGAUCGAGUUGCCAACUGAGUGAAACGGCUGGAACCACUUCACUACUCUCACUUCAACAACAUAUUUUUUACAAUUAAACCACAAAACGAACGAUAAAUCUAUCAAAAUGGCUCUCCUAAGAACUUUCCUCGCUUCCCUGCUCGUUGCAGCUCCCUUUGCUGCCGCAGCUCCUAUCGAUGUUGCCGAGACCCUGGGUGAUAUGGCCGACAGUAUCGGAGGUGGCCUUGGAGGUGAAGCCGAUAAGAAGAUGGGAAUUAGCGCUUUCCUUCGACCUAUGCUCAAGAACCCCGAUGCUCUCAACGUUAUCCCUAACCGAUAUAUCGUUGUGUACAAUGAUACCUUUGACGACGAUACAAUCAGUGCCAAGGAGGCUUCCUUUGCGGCCGCUAUCAAGAAGCGAAACCUCAACAAGCGAAGCUCAAUCGGCAAGGCCAUGUCUACUUCAAUUCAGUCAUUCCGCAUGAACAAGUGGCGUGCCAUGUCUCUCGAUGCCGAUGAUCUUAUGGUUCAGGAUCUUUGGAACUCUGAUGAGGUUGCAUAUAUCGAGGCCGAUACCAAAGUUCAACUUAAUGCUGCUAUUGCUCAAGUUAAUGCACCCCCUGGACUUGACCGUCUCUCUCACGCCAAGGUCAACCAGGACACCUAUGUUUUCGACGACUCCGCUGGUGAGGGCAUCACUGCCUACGUUGUCGACACUGGUAUCAAGAUUGAUCACAGCGAGUUCGAGGGCCGUGCCACUUUCGGAGCCAACUUCAUUAACAAUGUUGAUGACGAUGAGAACGGUCACGGAAGUCACGUCGCUGGUACUAUCGGUGGUGCUACCUUCGGUGUUGCUAAGAAGGUUGACCUUGUUGCCGUCAAGGUUCUCGACGCCUCAGGCGGUGGCAGCAACUCUGGUGUCCUCCAGGGCAUGCAGUUCGUUAUUGACGACGCCAAGAAGAAGAACCGUGUUGGCAAGGCUGUUAUGAACAUGUCUCUUGGCGGUGACUUCUCUCAAGCCAUCAACCGUGCCAUCGAGGCCCUCUUCAAGGCUGGCAUUGUCCCCGUUGUCGCCGCUGGUAACGAGAACCGCGAGACUGCCCUCACUUCUCCUGGCUCUGCCCCCAACGCCAUCACUGUUGGUGCUAUUGAUGCCACCACAGAUGAGCGUGCUGAUUUCUCCAACUUUGGCCCCGAGGUCGACGUCUACGCUCCCGGUGUUAACGUCCUCAGUGUCGGUAUCAAGUCAAACACUGACACCGCUACCCUCAGCGGUACCAGCAUGGCCUCUCCUCACGUUGCCGGUCUCGCCGCCUACCUCAUGGGCUUCCAGCAGCUCGACGGUCCUGCCCAGGUCGCCAGCCUCAUCAAGAGUCUCGCUGGACAGACCGGUGCCAAGGUCCAAAACAACGUCCAGGGCACUACCGACAGCAUCGCCAACAACGGCAACCAAUAGAAGCAGCAACGCAGCAGCAGCAUCAAUUAGGGAACCAGAGACAAGGGAAAGCGGAAUUUUUCUUAUACCACAAAAAUAUUUCAGGAUAAUUGGCCACUUGUACAAACCUGAACCAUUUAUGCCUCGUGUAUGUAUGGGAUAUAAUUUAGGGUGUCAUUUAUGAAUCAUCUCAAGUCAUG
Molecule: messenger RNA, 1932 nt
Organism: Fusarium oxysporum Fo47
Lineage: Eukaryota; Fungi; Ascomycota; Sordariomycetes; Hypocreales; Nectriaceae
Product: peptidase S8/S53 domain-containing protein
Exons: 4
Coding region: 425-1753 (442 amino acids)
Biological process (GO): proteolysis
Molecular function (GO): serine-type endopeptidase activity
Source: RefSeq, a predicted model, not a curated record